Molecule: messenger RNA, 848 nt
Organism: Dermatophagoides pteronyssinus (European house dust mite)
Lineage: Eukaryota; Metazoa; Arthropoda; Arachnida; Sarcoptiformes; Pyroglyphidae
Gene: Prosbeta7
Product: proteasome subunit beta type-4
Cellular component (GO): proteasome core complex; cytoplasm
Source: RefSeq, a predicted model, not a curated record
UGAACGCUGGAAAAAUUUGCUUGUCAUGACUGCAUUAAAUGCAAACUAAUUUGUUUAUUUCAUUUGAUAUUUUUGCUUUGAAACUUCAAUUGAUUUAUCGAAAGAAUGGCUACCAAUUUCAAAUUCCAAUAUAAUGAUUCGAUUGAAACACAACGUAGUCAACAACCGAUUUGCACUGGUACAUCGGUUUUGGGACUUGUAUUCGAUAAAGGUGUUGUAAUCGCGGCCGAUCAAUUGGCCAGUUAUGGUUCAUUAGCUCGAUUUCGUAAUGUUCAACGAGUGAAUUGUGUUAAUGAUCGUACAAUUCUUGGUUGCGGUGGUGAUUAUGCUGAUUAUCAACAUAUUGCUAAAUUGAUUGAACAAAAAGUGAUUGAUGAAUCGUCUUAUGAAGAUGAGCAACAGAUUGGACCUAAAGCUCUUCAUAAUUGGAUUACGAGAGUUCAGUAUAAUAAACGUUCCAAAAUGGAUCCCUUAUGGUGCAGCUGGGUGGUCGGUGGCAUCGAUGAGGAUGGUAAACCAUAUCUUGGACUAUCCGAUCGGCUUGGCACAUCAUAUUGUUCGCCACAUAUUGCUUCGGGUUUCGGAAACUAUCUUGCCAUACCGUUAAUGCGUCAAGAAUAUGAAGCUAAAAAUGGCAAAUUCACUGAAACUGAAGCCAUCGAACUAUUAAAGAAAUGUUUGCAUGUUCUCUUCUAUCGGGAUGCCCGAUCGCUGAAUAAAUAUCAAUUGGCAAUUGUCACUGCAGACCGUGGUUCUCGUAUCGAAGGUCCCUUUAGUUUCACUGGUGAAUGGGAAUUUGCUAAAACAAUUUCAGGAUAUGAAUAAUUUUUUAAUCAAUACUUUAUUUU